GAGAAACUCAAGAACAAUCCUGGUACUUGUUUACUUCGGGAUAGAUGGUACGGAGAUAACAGUUGCCAUUCUUCUAGUCGGGACAACCUGGCCCAGUACAGUUUCCCUCGGCAAGCUGCCUUCUUUGGCCUGACUCAGGAACACAUAUUUGUUCAGGGGAUAGUGGAGCUGUGUUGCGAAUUGAGGUAACCGUUGUGGGCUUUAUCAAGAUUCCGUGCCGUCAAAAGUGCACAUUGAGCGCCUCUUACACCACAUUAUUUGGAUUCUGCAAGACUUCCUAUCCUCCGUUAUCUGAAUGCUGCCCUCGGCUGUUCUCCUCUCAUUGGUCUCUCGGUCAAGCCGUUGACAUAUCGGCUUCAUGGCGGGCCCAGGCGUGCCAAGUGAAAUCGAAGCUUAUUACGUAGUAGUCGCAUUGGGAAUCGCAUGGUAACCGCACCCUCUUUUUCGUGAGAUCACUUCCCUGAAUAUUUGACAGGUUGAAGUGACAGCGGACGAUUACCUUGCCUUACCUCUUUAUCUUAAUCUAGAUCCCCGAGCCCCUCUCCUGUCCCCCGCGCCGCUGUACUUGCCGAUAUUUACACGUUACGCGUUAUCUCUACUCGGGAUUCGAGACCGUUCGGAGCAACCUACUCUCUUAAUGUGCCUUGCCCGUAUAUAACAAUCGCCCCAUCUCUCAGAUAGUCUGGAUCUCACUUUUGCUUUGCUCUCGUGCCAUCCUGCCCCUUCUGUGUUUUCGGGUACCGAAGGAAACAGGCCAACAACUUCAAAAUGCCGGGCUCAAUCGCCCGCAAUGAUGGCUCUAUUGCCAAUGCCGAUACGGCACUGGAGAAUAUGGGCUACAAGGCCGAACUACCGCGGUAUUUGAGCAUGAUGUCUAUCCUUGGACUGUCCUUUGCCAUUAUGGCUGUUCCCUUUGGUCUCAGCACUACCAUGGCAAUUUCCUUGACUGAUGGCCAGUCUGUGACUGUUUUGUACGGGUGGAUCUUUGUGUCUAUUAUCUCUCUUAGUAUUGCCGCCUCUCUAGCCGAAAUCUGCGCCGUCUAUCCUACAUCCGGAGGUGUCUAUUACUGGUCUGCUAUGCUUUCAACGAAGAAAUAUGCCCCGCUGGUUUCGUGGACCACUGGCUGGUUCACACUCGUCGGAAAUUGGACAGUCACACUGAGUAUCAACUUCUCAGGCGCUCAACUGAUUCUCUCCGCAAUCACCAUCUUCAAUCCGGACUUCGUGGCUACUCAAUGGCAGACUGUUCUCAUGUUCUGGGGAGUCAUGUUGAUCGCCUUCCUCGUCAAUGUCUUCCUAGCCAAAUAUCUCGACUUGAUCAACAAGAUUUGCAUUUAUUGGACCGCAGCUUCGGUCAUUAUCAUCAUUGUCACAGUUCUCGUGAUGUCAGAUGACCGCCGAAGUGCUGAGUUUGUUUUCUCUCAUUUCGAUGCUUCCGCGUCUGGCUGGCCAUCUGGAUGGGCUUGGUUUGUCGGUCUUCUUCAAGCUGCAUAUACCCUCACAGGAUACGGUAUGGUAGCAUCUAUGUGCGAAGAAGUCCAGAAUCCGCAGCGCGAAGUCCCAAAAGCCAUGGUCCUUUCCGUCGCAGCCGCCGGUCUCACCGGUCUCAUCUACCUGAUCCCAAUUCUUUUCAUCCUGCCCGACAUCCCUCUUCUUCUAUCCGUAGCCAACGGACAACCCAUUGGUCUAGUUUUCAAAAUCGCAACUGGUUCUGCAGGUGGUGGUUUCGCGCUCCUCUUCCUCAUCCUCGGCAUCCUCUUCUUCGCUGGAGUAGGUGCCUUGACCGCCGCCUCCCGCUGUACCUACGCCUUCGCUCGAGAUGGCGCCAUCCCUGGUAGCAGACUCUGGAAGCAAGUCUCUCCACGCUUCGACAUUCCCCUUCUCGGCCUCGUCCUCUCCACAAUAGUCGACUGCAUCCUCGGCUGCAUCUACUUCGGUUCCACCUCCGCAUUCGGCGCCUUCACUGGCGUCGCCACAAUCUGCUUAUCUGUCUCGUACGGAAUCCCCAUCCUGGUCUCCCUCAUCCGCGGCCGUCGUGCCGUUCGCCACUCCACUUUCUCGCUGGGCAAGUUCGGAUUCUUCAUUAAUGCUGCGACGAUAGCGUGGAUUAUGCUGGCUAUUGUGCUGUUCUGUAUGCCGACUGCUAUUCCGGUUACGCCUGUGACCAUGAACUACGCGAGUGUGGUGUUCAGCGGCUUUGCGUUGAUUAGUGUGAUUUGGUAUAUUAUUCGCGGGAGAAAAGAAUUCACAGGUCCACCUGUGCCGGUUGAUGUUGAGCCGGAGCAUGAUGGGGAGGUAGUUGGGGGGUUAGGUAGAGUUAUGACUGAGGGGGAUGAUACCUUGAAUGGGAGUGCUGGCGGUAAGAAGACUAAUGAGAAGCGGUAGGUUGAUGGAAUGUUUACUGCAUGGGAGAAAGGUGAGGGUAAUGUUUCGAUGCUUGUGCAGCAAAGGAGUUGGAGAGGGAAAAAAGAGAGGUCCUGUGUAGACUUUCAUCAGUCGAGAUAUAAUUACCCAAUGUAUUAGAUUCUGGAUUCAAGGGAAGAGCUUGGGAUAUUUCCCAUCUGUGAUCCGAGUCCUGUGCAAAACAUGAAGGUUCAUAGAGUUGGACCUCUUGCGAAGCUGCAAUCUAUCAAUCUCAUCAAAUCAGAGGAAAAAUCAGGGUGGGUCAUGCCAUAGGGAGAAGACCCAAUGGAAUGUAUCUGCCUAUCGUACACAUUAACUCAAGCUUACAAGAUAAACUUCAAACCUCUCUGUAAGACAUCUUGCAAAAGCAUUCUGAAGUCAAGCAAGGAGUGCAAAGAGACCAGACAAGCGAAGCCGAUAAUAAAGACAAAGAGUAACGACAAAUCAAAUCAAUUUCAAGGAAUGCUUGCUAUGUAUGCGACAGAGAAUGCAACCACCACCACUACCUAACCACAAAACCAAGUCAUUAAACUAUGCACAUCUUGAGAGUCUCCUCAACCUCAUUACAUCAAAUCUCAUCGUAGAUACCACCACCAAUCAAGACUGACUGGCAAGGUAAUUCGCAGCCUGUUGCAAGCACAUGUCAGAGAGUUAGAGUCAAUGAUUAGCAGGUUCACAACUCACCCUUUCUAAAUUGUAGUCGUACUUCUCCAGUGCGGCGAGGGCGUCGUUUCUGGGGUAUCCCAUUCCAGUCAGGUUCUUCAGGAUUGGGUCGUCGUGCACGCCAGCUUCUGUGAGCGCUCUACCGAUUUGGGGACGCUCGGGUGGAGGGCUAGUAGAGGUGCCAUUACCGAGAGGUUUGACGGUCUCUGCGGAUUUGGGAGCUUCAGUGGCUGUCGGAGGAGCAUCAUCGAGACCAGCAAAAAUGGCAUCCCAGUCUUGAUUGUCAUUGACAGGAGCGGCUGUGGUCGAGGUCUGGGUAGUGAUUGGAGAUUGAGUGAAAUCUCCGAAGGCAUUGUUACUUCCUCCGAAACCAUUACCUUGUUGACUGGAAUGUUCUUGGCCCUUUGAUUGUGGAGGGCUAUCGAACAUAGGAUUGAAAUCAUCCAGACCAGAUCGAUCAUGGGCAGAGACAUUAGCAAAUUCAUCAUCGGCAUCGCCUUCUUUAGCAUCUUCAAGGCCAUCAAAAUCAUCGAAGUCGUCGUCAAACGGUAUCUUCGGCGGAGCGACUGGUUGAGCGGAAGUGGACGGGGCACCAAACGGUGUCUGUCCGCUUGAAAAAGGCCCUGAUAUCUGCUCGGGAGAGGCAGAAGUUGGAGUUGGGACAUCACGGGAAGGAAGAAGUCCAAUGUACUGCUGAGCUUCCGCAUGAGCUUGAUCAGUCGACGUAACAGACUUAUCAUAUGCGGGAGGUGACGAUUGGGCGCCAGGAGUCGGUGGACUGGUUCCAACACUCAAUGCAGACGAUUGCUGGACAGCGGUUGGUCUUGCAGCGAGCAGAUCAUUUCCAUCGCUUAACGCGGGUGCUUGUGAGCCACUGAUCUUUCUCGCAUGGCCAGGAGAGGCUGGAGCAAAAUCAUCAUCAAACCCGCCGCCCUCGCUGUUACUGUCGCUGUCUUCGUCAUCUGCUAGUUCUGCAAUGGGUGGAAACUCCUUGUUAAACCCAGUGGCAGCAGCGGAUCCUGACGCUGAAGAGUUCCCCGUGUUCGAGCGUUCUUGCUUUUUGGCAGCGCCCCCGAAGCCUGCAAAGGCAGAAUCGAAGUCGUCCUUGGCUGUUCCGGUUCGCUCUGGUGCCUUGACCAUUGCGAAGGGAUCGGUUGUGGCAUCACUCAAAGUACUCCCGCCAGUAGGAGUUGCGGUGAUGGUCGAGUUAGAGUCGCCUGGGAAAGCUCCUGGAAUGGAGUCUUUAUGAUCUGGUGCGUUAGGGGAGGCAUUAGAAUUUCGGUCGAUACCUGGGGACACGGCUCUAGCAGUUUCUGUUGGGCCUGCAGCUGACGAGCCUGUCGGUGUCGUUCCCAUAUAAUUCGUAGGUGUAUCAGCCCCGGUAGAGCCUUCUCCAGAUCGACUAUUAGGAGCGGAUACCUGUCGGGAGGAGGUUACAGAGUCAUCGUGAGAGGGAAAGGGCAGAAAGCUGGAGCUGAUCUGCCUAGACUCUGGAGGUGGGGGUGGAAUAGUGGUGGUAGGAGGAAGCUCUCGGUUAGCCGUUGGCGGAGGUGACGACGAUUGGGAUCCAAAACCGCUUCCACCUGUCGUCUGUGACCGAACUGGAAGUGCAGAUGCAGACCCAACUGACGGAGAACGGUUGCUCUCCUGCCUAAAGCUUGUUGUUGGAGCAUCACUGCCAGCU
Molecule: messenger RNA, 4750 nt
Organism: Cadophora gregata
Lineage: Eukaryota; Fungi; Ascomycota; Leotiomycetes; Helotiales; Ploettnerulaceae
Exons: 4
Coding region: 769-2385 (538 amino acids)
Biological process (GO): transmembrane transport
Cellular component (GO): membrane
Molecular function (GO): transmembrane transporter activity
Source: RefSeq, a predicted model, not a curated record